AUGGAUAGUGAUUAUUCAUUUUCAUUAACAACCUUCAGUCCUUCAGGAAAGCUUGUUCAAAUAGAAUAUGCUCUGAAUGCUGUUAAUAAUCAUGGUAGGCCAGCUUUGGGUAUUAAAGCGAAAAAUGGCGUCGUUAUUGCAAGUGAAAAGAAAGUAUCAACAACUUUAAUUGAGCAAAAUUCAAUAAGAAAGAUCGAAUACAUAACUAAAGGAAUUGGAUGCUGUUUUGCAGGGAUGCCAGCUGAUUUCCGAGUAAUUUUAAAAAAGAGUAGGAAAGUAGCUCAAAGAUAUUUUGCAACAUACCAUGAAGAAAUUCCUGUAAAUGAAUUAGUUAGAGAAGUAGCAGCAGUUAUGCAGGAAUUUACUCAAUCUGGAGGUGUAAGGCCAUUUGGAAUAUCACUCCUAGUAGCUGGAUUUGAUCAUAGAAAAGAACCUAAACUAUACCAAAUAGACCCAUCUGGGGCAUACUUUGGUUGGAAGGCUUCAGCUAUUGGUAAAGAUAUGCAGAACGCAAAAUCAUUUUUGGAAAAACGAUACAACUCUGAGAUAGAAAUUGAGGAUGCAAUACAUACAGCACUUUUGACUCUUAAAGAAUGCUUUGAAGGGGCAAUGAAUGAAAAUAAUGUAGAGAUAGGCUACAUAGGUGAAAAUAAGAUUUUUACCACCUUAUCAUCAGAGGAAAUCAAGGACUAUUUAGGUGAAGUAGAGUAA
Molecule: messenger RNA, 711 nt
Organism: Cryptosporidium muris RN66
Lineage: Eukaryota; Apicomplexa; Conoidasida; Eucoccidiorida; Cryptosporidiidae
Product: proteasome subunit alpha type 2, putative
Exons: 1
Coding region: 1-711 (236 amino acids)
Biological process (GO): ubiquitin-dependent protein catabolic process
Cellular component (GO): proteasome core complex, alpha-subunit complex; proteasome core complex
Source: RefSeq, a predicted model, not a curated record